This is a messenger RNA of Platichthys flesus (European flounder), 823 nucleotides long. It is a transcript of the gene mrpl21, whose product is annotated as mitochondrial ribosomal protein L21. Gene Ontology annotation, molecular function: structural constituent of ribosome. The transcript has a single exon. The coding region runs from base 63 to 626 and encodes 187 amino acids. The record is from RefSeq and is a predicted model, not a curated record. Gene Ontology annotation, cellular component: ribosome; mitochondrial large ribosomal subunit. Lineage: Eukaryota; Metazoa; Chordata; Actinopteri; Pleuronectiformes; Pleuronectidae.
CGACGUGUGUUGGCCGUGCAGUGACGCAUGCGCACUGACACCUGACAACAUUUCCUGUAAAGAUGGCGGCGACCAGAGGACUGUGGAGGACGUGGUCCCGGUGGUCACCCAGGACCCCGCUCCUGUUCCCCGUCGCCGGCCGGCCGCACAGCUCCGGGCCCCGGACCUCGCUGUCCGGGCCGCCGUGGCCGCAGCAGCCGAGCCCGGUCCCGGAGGAGGAGGAGCGGGGCCGACAUGCGGCCGUGGUGAGCACCGUGAACCGGCUCAUCCAGCAGCAGGACUUCGGCCGCCUCUUCGCCGUGGUGCACUUCGCCGGGCGGCAGUGGAAGGUCACAGCGGAGGACCUGGUCCUCAUCGAGAACCACAUCGAGGCGGAGUGCGGCGAGCGGAUCCGGAUGGAGAAGGUGCUGCUGGUCGGGGCGGAGGACUUCACCCUGGCCGGAAGGCCGCUGCUGGGGAAGGAGCUGGUCCGGGUCGAGGCCACCGUCCUGGAGAAGACCGAGUCCUGGCCCAAAGUCCACAUGCGGUUCUGGAAGAGACACCGGUUCCAGCAGAAGAAGAUCGUCAUCCAGCCUCAGACGGUGCUGAGGAUCAACAGCAUUGAACUGGACCCCAGACUCUCAUGAUGAAGACUGGACUAGACUCUCAUGAUGAAGACUGGACUAGACUCUCAUGAUGAAGACUGGACUGUAUCUUACACACAUCAGGGUCGGUGAUGAUCUCCAGUUUGUUUUUACAUCAGUGACAAACCAGGACUGAACAUGUUGGAUUAUCUCCUGUAAAUAAAUUAAUUUCUUCAAAAAUGUGACUGAAAUACAUUGAA